This is a messenger RNA of Prunus avium (sweet cherry), 581 nucleotides long. Lineage: Eukaryota; Viridiplantae; Streptophyta; Magnoliopsida; Rosales; Rosaceae. The record is from RefSeq and is a predicted model, not a curated record.
UGUUUUUUUUCUUCUUCUGCUCCUUUUCUCUUUCAUUUUCCUAUCACCACCAACGUUCAUCAUCUUCUUCUUCUUCUUCUUCUUCCGAAAACCCAAACUCGUGGGUACUAUUCAUCACUCUAUAAGUCCGAUUUCGAAAGCUCAAAUCAGAAAACUUCCUUCAUCAAAGUUGUUCGUCUGCUCGAAUACUAUAACAUACCCAAAAAUGAGCAUCAUCAGAUCGGUCUAGCUUCCUCGAGCCGGCUAUGACAUUUCUGUAUUUAUCCAUGGCUGGUGAGUUUGAGAACUAUGACAUAUCCAAAAAUCAGAGCAAUCCAACUACUCUAGCUAUGCCUGUGGUUGUUCAGAAUUCUUUUCUCUACAACAUAUCCAAACACAAUGGCAGUCCAACAAGUGUAGCUUUCUCGGCAGUGGUACAACUGAAACAAGCUUUUGUUAGUUUUCAAGUGUUGUUUGAGUUGGUUAUUUCUCUUUGGGAGCUUCACCCAGGAUUUCGGACCAAUAUUAAGGAAUCAGUUGCCCAAGCAAGAACAAUUUUAUUUCAAAGGUGUAGAAUGCAAGUAGUUGUUGUGUGGCGUUAG